AGUAUUCUUGUCAGGCUUGACCUCAUCCUUACCCAGGUCCACAAGAUUUCCCGUAUUAUUCCCAAGUAUUCUCGUUACUACGUGGAUGAUUAUCACAGUUCUCCUAGUGAAAGCUCUACUGAUAUUAUGAUGCGUCGACGCGGCCGACCACGCACACAAACCGUGAGGGAAUUAGCUACUCCUCUGGGUCAAGGGGAGGAUCAGGAUGAGAGGAUGCAGGGGGAGGCUUCUGCGACCCUCGCAACAGGACCCCAUAUGGAAGGGUUAGAGGGGGAACAAAAGAUGGAGCAGGAGAUCCAUUCUCCUGAUAGUGAGUCUGGUAUAGAACGAGCUAUUGGAAAACUGGCCCGAUUGUUUACUCAAGUCACUAGUAGUUGGGCGCAGGAGAGUUCAAGGAAACAGAAUACCAUAGAAAGGGCCAUAAAACUAGGGGCAGAAAAGUUCAGUGGGGAAGGUGAUCCCACAGUAGCGGAAAAAUGGCUAAGGGACACCGAGAAAGUAUUCAGAGUAACGGAUUGUACUGAUGAGGAGAAACUGAAAUUUGUAGAGUUUCUGUUGACAGAGGGAGCAGACUAUUGGUGGCAGUUUACGCAGAGAAAGUACAACUGUUCCACUCCUCCCACCUGGACUGAUUUUAAACAAGAGUUCUUGGAUCGCUACCAGCCCAGCUUGUAUCGGGAAAACAAAAAAAGAGAGUUUUUGAUGUUGACCCAGGGAGACAUGACUGUGGAGGAGUACAGGAACAAUUUUGUGGAGCUUUCUAGGUUUGCUCUGGACAUUGCUGGGAAUGAAAAAGAAAGGUGUAGGAAGUUUGAGAAUGGCCUUAGAGAGAGAAUCAGAACAAUAGUGGUUGCGCACUUACAUUCAGAUUUUGUUAAAUUGGUUGAAUCAGCCAUGAGGAUAGAGCGGAGUCUAGUGGGGAGAGAAAAAGAUGAAUCACGUAGACAGAAACGUGGUAACAGAGACUGGGGGAUUGCUGGCUCAAGGAGCUGUAUGCAGAGGCGUGAGGGUAGUUUCUCUGGUACAUCCAGCAGCCAGGGCUUUGGGACUCGUGGAAGACAAGGGCAAUCCAGUGACCAACAGUCAGACAAUAAAAUUUCUAAUGGAAACCAGCAGCUUUUGUGUGAUAAAUGUAGCAGAUAUCAUGUAGGGCAGUGUUGGGGCAUAGCCCCAGUUUGUUAUCACUGUGGACAGCCUGGGCAUUUCAAGAGGGAGUGCCCUAAUUUGUCAUAGAGUGGGAGUGUAUUUCAGAGGACUGUUCAGCAAGGCUUCCAGGGAGAGAUUAGCCGUGCUUAGGGACAGCAGAGGUCCCAAUCCAGGGGAGGGCCCACAGCGGGCAACUGAGGAGAGACUGAUAGUGGUCAUGGUAACAGGGUAGACAGAGAGGAUCAGAGCAGCCAUAUACUCAGGCUUGACUAUUUGGCAUGACACAGCAGGAGGCCAGGGCUACACUAGAGGUGGUAACUGGUACGUUAUUUAUUUUUAGGCGUGAGAGCUUAGACCCGUAUUUUGAUUGAUCUUGGUUCUACCCAUUCAUACAUAUUGUAUACCUUCGCGGUGUAUAUUGAUCGGGUUUUAAAACCCUUGGAGUAUAAAUUAUGAAAUGUUUUCAAACUAUUCACCCUCUUGGAAUCUUGAGACCCAUCGGGAGCGUUUGGAUCCUAUGGGAUAGGGAUACCUGGGCGGGGGCGUGACAAAAUCGCUUUCCAAACUCAUUCUCGAUCCUGUAAUUUUUACCGUUCCUUAAUUGGAAUGGGUGUGAAUCAUCACCGCAGGUUUCGCAAGAAUUUUCAAGCAAUGUCCUGGAAGCUUAUGUUGGAAAUGUCCCGUAAGUGUAUGCCUCAUCACCGUAUGUUGGAGAUGUCUCGUAAGCGAAUGUUGGAAUUCAUGUCCUUUGUUGACACUUCCCUGCUGCAAGCUUGACUUUUGUAUGCAAAAAUUUGGGCUGUUGACAACUCUUCUUGAUGUUAAAGAAUUGUCUUCUUGUGUUGAUGAAAGGACUGGGUUUAAGUAUUUGACAAAGAAAAAAUAUUUUCUGCCAAGUUGAUGACUACUUAAAGCUAUUUGGUUGUAAGUUGGAGCAGCCAUCUGAUACUAUAAGGUUCUAUUCUCUUAAAAAGCUAAAUCUUGAAAAAAAAGUUCAUAUAAGGGAAGGUUAUGGAAGUUGAACACUUGCUCUUCUCCUAUUGUUUGGGUUUAAAGCACCUUUAUGUCUCUAAAGCUCUCAAAGUCAAAGAUCAUGGAAAUUCAUGUUUCUAAUAUCAAAAGUUUAAAAAUUGCUGCCCCAAGUCUUAAAAGAGUUAAACCUUUGGUGUACUCGGCAUGAAAGGCCGAAAAUAAAUAUAAUCGGGUGCCCAUAAUUAGAAAAAUUAGAAUCUGGCGAUCUCAAACUUAAAGAUCAAGAGUUUCACCACUUUAUCAUCUCCCAUUUACCGCUUCGCCUGAUCAUCAGAUUACAGUUCCCACUUCUACAAUAAAUGCUCAAUGUCCGUGGACAGUUCACUUUGAAUUAAGAGGUGAUCUUGAUACUCGUUGUCUCAUUAAUCUGAAGGAAUUUUUUGGGGUGCCCAAUCAAAUUGAACGUCUUCCACUACUUUUGAUGACAAAUCAGAUUUCAUUUAAUUUAGACGAAUUGAGAGAAAGUUCCCCUUCACUCCUUUGUUAUGUGGGGAAGUUGACACUGUCUAUUGAUAUCCCUUCAUUGGAUUAUGAAGCUGUCUUCAAUGGCCUUCUCUGGAGUCUGGAUUUGCAAUCCUGAUACUUUAUCUGUGUUAAUUACGGAUGAUAGCAGUAUGAAAUUCUGCCAGUGGCUUUAUAAAGAACUGAGGAAUAGAUACGUCGACUGUUGCGAUUCUUGUCGCAUUAAAGUGUUGGUGGCAUCUCCUCACAGAUUAUAAGAUGAGUUUUGUAGAAUAUUCAACUCUGAAGUUGGUUGUCAUUAACUUCAUGGAUGGGUUUGCCUAUUGUCAUGGGUUGGGCCUCAACCCAAAAGACAUAGUUGCCAACCCUAUAAGCUUCUCAAGAAGCCCCUCCCCUUCCUGCCCGAUAUGGGAUUUUUAGAGCUUUUAAUGUGGGAUCCGUAAUAUUCUCUUUCACCCAAUCCUGUGAUGUCAUAAGUGGGACCCUCUACCUACCCGUCCAUGUGGAUGCCCUUUUGUGUGGGCUCUUGGCGGGAUAUCAAAAGACGGAUCGAGUCUAUUCUGAUAUCACUAUCACGAGCUCAUUAAGUGGAGAGACUCUCCUUAUAAGCUUAAGACUUUUCUAAUGCACUUCCGAUAUGAGAUGUGACACUAUACUUACUCCGGAAUUUCUGUAGUUUCAUACUCUGUUUUAAAAAUCGGAUCAGACCGAGACUCGAUAGCUUCUUCGGUCCAGUUCAAGUCUUAGGGGUGUUUUAUAAUAUUUCAAA
Messenger RNA from Pistacia vera, 3409 nucleotides. RefSeq lists its product as uncharacterized. The coding region runs from base 127 to 1233 and encodes 368 amino acids. The transcript is spliced from 4 exons. Gene Ontology annotation, molecular function: zinc ion binding; nucleic acid binding. The record is from RefSeq and is a predicted model, not a curated record. Lineage: Eukaryota; Viridiplantae; Streptophyta; Magnoliopsida; Sapindales; Anacardiaceae.